CGCGGGGCGGGCUUCUGCUUUGGUUGCUGGUACCCGGUCGCCUGACUGAACUCCCUGCCCAUAUAUCUGUGGCUACGGCGGUCCCUUCUUCCUUGCCCUUGGAAGCUCUUUAGCAACUAUGCGUUUCUUGGCUACCGCGUUCCUGCUCCUGGCUCUCAACGCCUCCACCCUGGCAGAGCCGGUGCGUUUCAAAGACUGCGGUUCCGAGGUUGGAGUUAUAAAGGAAGUGAAUGUGAGCCCAUGCCCCACCCAGCCCUGCCAUCUGCAGAAAGGACAGUCUUACACUGUCAAUGUCACCUUUACCAGUGGUACUCAGUCUCAAGGGAGCAAAGCCUUGGUAUAUGGCAUCUUGAUGGGCGUCCCAGUUCCUUUUCCCAUUCCUGAGUCUGAUGGUUGUAAGAGUGGAGUCAACUGCCCCAUUGAAAAAAAUAAGACCUACAGCUACCUGAAUAAACUACCAGUGAAGACUGACUACCCCUCUAUAAAACUGGUGGUGAAGUGGGAACUUCAGGAUGACCAACAAAAAUGUCUCUUUUGCUGGGAAAUCCCAGUACAGAUCGAAAGCUAGAGCUAUUUGAUGCCAAUAUGUCCAUCUGGUGACGCGGAGAGCAUGGGGAGAGGGAGGGAAGGAGAAAUCUAAUCUAAACUAAAUCUGUGCCAUAAGAUGAAGGGAAUUUUUAGACAACUGUUUCAUGCCUCUCAACCUCCAACUGCACCUAAGACCCUGUUUCUUGAGAGCUCAGAACUGUUGCCCUUGUAAUAAUAUCUUUUGUAAAAGGGUUGAAGGAAAGAAGAAAGAGAGAAACUGUAGGGAUUGAUUUAAUUGUCUUCCGUGUUUUUUGCUGUUGGAAUAAGGAGGGUCCAGUCAGGCAGGACCCAAAUGAGGCCGCUUAGGGAUAUUGGUUAACUUGCUCUGGGACUGUCAGUCCUUGCAGUGGAGGACAGGUUCCAAACCACAUUCCUCUAGCUGGGACAGCACAUCUCCAAGUGCCUCAUUGAGUUCAGUGCAUCUGGCCAACAAGCCUGCUGACUCUUGACAGCACCUCUAGCUCUGCUGCUACAACAGCCACUUGCUCUCCAGUGGUAUCCAACGUUUCGGUGGAGUGGGGAGUUGUUUUGCAACAGAAAUUUAACUCUGGGUGACUUGGUUCUGGGUGGUGAUCUCAUGUCUCCUUUUCUGUCUUACGUAGUUUUCAUUAAGUGUAACACUUGAUUAACAGAUGUUUGAUUUUUUUUUUUCUAACAUUACCUUGUGACUUCUUUAUGUACCUGGAAAUGUCGCUUUGAAUAAAUAAAAAGAUGGUAGUAUUCUGUA
This is a messenger RNA of Hipposideros armiger (great roundleaf bat), 1315 nucleotides long. It is a transcript of the gene NPC2, whose product is annotated as NPC intracellular cholesterol transporter 2. Gene Ontology annotation, molecular function: cholesterol binding. Gene Ontology annotation, biological process: intracellular cholesterol transport; cholesterol efflux. The record is from RefSeq and is a predicted model, not a curated record. The transcript is spliced from 4 exons. The coding region runs from base 119 to 568 and encodes 149 amino acids. Lineage: Eukaryota; Metazoa; Chordata; Mammalia; Chiroptera; Hipposideridae.